This is a messenger RNA of Engraulis encrasicolus (European anchovy), 6273 nucleotides long. RefSeq names its product AF4/FMR2 family, member 3 (gene aff3). Gene Ontology annotation, biological process: regulation of gene expression. Bases 116 to 4648 code for a protein of 1510 amino acids. NCBI's taxonomy places the organism in Eukaryota, Metazoa, Chordata, Actinopteri, Clupeiformes, Engraulidae. Gene Ontology annotation, cellular component: super elongation complex; nucleus. The transcript is spliced from 19 exons. The record is from RefSeq and is a predicted model, not a curated record.
UCUUCGCCUCUCUAAACUGGUGCUGCUGUGUGCACGCGCUGAUGAGCGUGCUGCUGGACUCUGGCAGACCACAGGAAGUGACCUAAGCUGUAGUACUCAAGACCUGCUGGGGGACAUGACCCACUCCUGGCCUUCCCAGCAGGCCCCAGGGGGAGGCGGGGCUGAGCGUUUCCUGUACACCUCCAAGGAGGCUAAGCAGCACAGCUCUCAACACAAGCAGGUUCGGGGGACCCCUCACGGGAGGAUGACACAUCCGCACGUGGCUCCGCACAAGUGCAUGCUAGCUGAUGACCUGAAGCUGAGCAGUGAUGAAGAUGAAGGGGACAAGGGCCACCAGCAGAUGACCUCCUGGACCGAUAAUAGCCGGUUAUCGGGACAGCACCACCACACACACCCCCACCCCAACACACACCCCCACGGUCACCCCCACCACACACACGCACACACACACACAACACAUGGCGGGAGGGUGAGACAUUCCAGCCCGGGCUCCUCGUUCUCCGAUUCAUCCAGUGACUCAGACAGCAGCAGCGUUGGUGGUGGUGGUGGAGGCGGCAGCCAGCGUUCCCGCAGCCCGAGCCCAGAGACGCGCACCCAGCCUGGGACGCCCGACGCCGCAGCGGGGCCCCUCUCCUACUCUAAGGAGACGGCCAACCCAUCCGAUACGCAGUGGCAGCUGGACAAGUGGCUGGGGAAGGUCCAGCGAAAGCGGGACUCAACAGAACACGACCCGGGAGGAAGAGGCUCCCCUCCUCCCCUCCACGACACUGCCACCGGGGCCAACGGCCCCAGGUCCCCAGACUCCGAACGCGGGCCUUCUCCGGCCCGGUUCGCCUGGGACCACCACAGCUUCAGCCCGGGAGAGAUCCCUGCGCCGCCCAGCCCUCGGUUUGACUACAGCCCCAGGCACAGGCACAGUCCGUCACGGGGCAGUCCAGCCUACAGCCCGUGCCCCAGUCCUGGUCGCAGCCCCGCACCUCCGAGCCCCGUGCCCAGUGAAUGCCUGAGCCCCAGCCCUGUGCGAACCCACGCCCCACCUAGGAGCCCCAGUCCAGACUUACCCCCUGUGCCUCCACCCUUGGGACCUGGUCAGUACACUGGACUUCCUUCACAUCCUCCUGCAACUCAUCAACAACCCUAUCACCAGCAGGACAACCAUAGGCCACCUCCUCAGACCUGCUCCAGUCCGGUUCACAAGCCCAGAAUCAGGCCCUGGGUUCCCGCUCAGCAACAGCAGCAUCAUCAUCCAUCUCAGCAACAGCAGAAUCAGCAUCACCCUGGUGACACCACCACCAGCCACCGCAGGCCCAGGACAAGCCCCAGUGACCACCUGUCCCAUAGCAACUCUUCAUGCACCACUGGCACCCCCGUCGUCACCAAAGCCCAGCAUAAGCAGCAGUUCUCCAAGUCCACCAAGGACCAAGGCCUGGAGGUCAGUAGAGCCAAUCACCUCAGGCCCAGUCCAGUACCACCCACACAAAGCAGCAGUCCCAGAAUACCAGGCCAGCCUGGUCUGAGAGCCGGGUCUGGUGAAAAGUCCACCAGAACCAAGCAUUUGUCCUCUUCGUCAACAGAGAGGAACCACAGACUGAGCUCUGAUCGCAAACCUGGGGACGAUACUACUCUCCAGAAAUCCAGUGAAAAUACCCACAAAGCCAGUGAACAUAGCCAUAGCCAGACAUUGAAUGACCAUAGCCAAAAAAUUAUCAACAACAACCAAAAAUUCAACAGCGAAUAUAACCAAAAAUCUAGCUGUCACGUCCAAAAAUCCAACAGCCCUACCCUAAGACCCAAUCAGGAAAAUAUCCAUAUCCACAAAUCCAGCGAACAUAGUCACAAGUCCGGUGAGCGGAAGCAAAGACAGAGCCAAGAUAAGGACCCCAGUGCCCCCAAUCGUAAGCACCAGACCCAUCCUCACUGGUUACCAGGCUCGAGUCGCAGUCCUACUCCCAAAGCCAAGCACCCCUCCUCAGCUUCAUCCUCUUCUGCUGAGCGCAGUGUCACCAAAGCCCACAACAGCGACAGCAAACACAACAGCAAAGCCAGUUCUGGGUCUACCUCCAGACCUGCUGCCCCAUCGUUCGGAUCCAACCCUAAGCGAGCCUCAAGCCCCAGCCCCAACCCCGGCCCCAAAACCCAGGCCAAGGCCAGGGAGGUUCCCCCUCACCAGGUGCCUCCUCAUUCGUCCGGUACCUCCAGACCUCCAGGCAGGGAGGCCAGGCACAGGGAGAGGGAGAGGGACAGGGGGAGGGAGCAGGAGGUGGCUGGGUACAGAGAGGCUCGUUCGGGACACCAACAGCAGCCUCAGCAGCAGCAGCAGCCUCAGGGGGUGAGGGGGCAGGGGAGACUGGCGGAGGAGCAGCUCCUGCAACGCCGCUGGGUCCAGAGCUCGGACGAGGAAGAGGAGGAGAGGCAGAGGCAGAGGCCGAGGCCGCGGGAGGAAGAGGGGGAAGAGGAGGUGUGGCACGACAGGAGACGGCCGCAGCACCAGCGACAAGGGGAGGAAGAGCAGGAGGACGGAGGAGGAGAGCGAGCGGAGAGGAGGAAGAAAAAGAAAAAGAGGAGAGAGGGAGAGUGGCGGAACGGCGAAUGGCUGGCCGUGCAGCCGAAGCAGAGGCCGCACACCAACAGCCGACGACACCCCCACGAGAGCCACCACCAGUCCCAUCCCCCGCCACCACAAGACCAGGAGGGCGGCAGCUACACUGAGGACCGGGAAGAGAGGAAGAAAAAGAGGCAGAAGUGGAGUAGAGGGGGUAGUGGAGACGAAGAAUCGCAAGAUCGCCACACCCGGGAAUCCAACGCUCGCCGUCCCUCCUCCUCUCCUCCUCCUCCUCCUCCUCCUCCUCCUCCGCCCUCCCACACUCCUACUCCAGUCAUCCUGUCCUCAGCGCCUUCCUCCUCCUCCACGUCCUCCUCUUCCUCCUCCACUUCCUCUUCCUCUGACUCGGAAUCGGAACCUGAGCUCAACGGCCAGUCGGCAUCGGCAGCGGUAGCAGCAGCCACAGCAGCAGCAUCCAGGAACGUCGCAAAAGUCCGUGCGGACUCCACGUCGCGUCAGCGAGCGGCCGCCAAAAAGGACCGUCAUAGGGCCCCCGAACAAAGGCUACCAGGGCAGCCCCCAGUGGUCCACCAAGGGAGACCGGGCGUAAGCGACCCAGCCGAAGGACCUCAGGGUCGGGCGAGGCACAAACUCUACACCCUGGUUCCGUUCGGCCGCAGCGAAAAGUGCACCUCGGCUAACAGCCGGGGUUUGAAGAACCUGUUGGUGAGGAUUGACCUCUCGCUGCUCUCCAGAGUUCCGCAGAGCUCUGUAGAACCUCAGCAGCGGAGAACCUCCUCUUCCUCAUCCUCGUCUUCCUCAUCUUCAUCCAAAGCCAAAGAGAAGGAGAAGGCAGCCAUGAGGCACCUCUACCACCCUGAGCAGGACCCAGCAGAGUCCCGAAGGAAGCGCAAGGCUGAGAAUGGACUUGGCCACAGGGAGGGCAAGAGGAGCCACACGCUGCCCCAUGCUGAGCCUUCCUCUGGCCCCUCUCAGCCCCACGCUGCCACCCGAGACCUCCAGGACCCCUUCCUCAGCUACAGAGCCAACGGGUAUGCAGAGGACUACCUGGACUGUCAUAAGAGGCCUCCCCUGUCCCCCCUCUCGCCUCUCUCAGACUCCCCUGAGCCUCCCAAGCCCACUGUGAAGAUCCAGGACUCGGAUCCGUACUACCCAGACAUGGGAAGCCACAAGAGCCAGAUGCGGAAGACUCAGCCGAAGGUGGAGACGGAGUCGGUGGGAGUGUCAGGGGUCCCUCAGGUAUCCUGCGAGACGUGGGCCCCUGGGGCCAACCCUACCAUACGACACAGAGGGACAGUGCCAUAUACUGACGUCUCCCAGCAUGCUGAAUACUACAUGCAUGAGGCCAAGAGGAUGAAGCACAGGGCAGAUGCCAUGGUGGAUAAGCUGGGUAAGGCAGUGAAUUACGUGGAUGCUGCCCUGUCCUUUAUGGAGUGUGGCAAAGCCAUGGAGGAGGGCCCCCUGGAGGCCAAAUCCCCAUACGCCAUGUACGCAGAGACUGUGGACCUCAUACGCUAUGCCAUGCGACUGAAGAGCCACUCUGGCCCAGGGGCCACGCAGGAGGACAAGCAGCUGGCUGUGCUUUGUUUCCGUUGCCUGGCUCUCCUGUACUGGCAGAUGUUCCGCCUAAAGAAGGACCACGCCCUGAAAUACUCCAAAGCCCUGCUCGACUACUUCAAGAGUUCUCCUAAGGUCCCUCACAACUCAAGCUCGGGAGGUGAUUCUCUAAAGACCUCUAUGCUUCCGUCCCCAACGCGAGCCCCACUGGGAGGGGGAGGCAGCCAUGGUGGCGGGGGCGCGGGCGUGGGAGGGGGCAACUCUUCCUCCUCCUCCACCUCUCCCUUCGUCACCAUUCCCCAACGCAUCCACCAGAUGGCAGCAAACCACCUCAACAUCACCAACAGUGUGCUGUACAGCUACGAGUACUGGGAAGUGGCCGACAAUCUGGCCAAGGAAAACAAGGAGUUCUUCAACUACCUGAACAACCUCACAGGCCCCCUGACCCUCCACAGCAGCAUGGGCCACAUCGUCCAGUACACUCGCCAGGGCCUACAGUGGAUACGCAUCAGCGCUAACUUGUCUUAGCAUCCGACAUCAGCGCCGCCAAACCUGUCACACCACCCUAUGUCCCCCCCGGGAUCUACAGUGGAUCAUAGCUGCCACUUUGACCUACUACCCCGAGUUGUCCUGUUACCCUGUCCUACUAAGGGAAAUGGAUACCCGUGAACACCAACCCAUCUUAGCAUCCAUUUCAGUGCUAAACUUGUCUAAGCACCACCAAGUCCCACGGCCUUCAGUGGAUACUCAUCAGUGCUAAACUGUCCAGCCACCAAGCGAAUGGGAUCAUCUCAAUAUGUGUAAAGUUGCUUCUAUUCCUCUGGCCUCAACACAUUGGUGUUAGACUCAGCUAUGUGAAGUAAACAAAGAAGAAAUGGAGGGAGGAUGGAGGAAUGUGACCAUGUGAAGGCCCACUCCCUCCUCCACCCGUGGCGUUAGACAUUUUCGUGAUUGGAGAGGAAGCAAUUGGAGGAUAGAUAUUGAGACCUAAGUGCAUCAUUGGCUUCAACUGACUGGAAAACGGGCAACCCCUGCUUGAUCCUUGUAUUUACGACUUGGAUUAGCUCCAACCAUAGACUGUAAACGGUGGCUCAAACUUAGUAUGCAGAAUUCUAGAAUGCUUUGUGAGCUUCCGUUCACUUUAAAUGGGCCUUCCCAACGUGCAGAGGUGAUCAUCUCCUAGCACCCAGCCUUAUGACAUGAAUGGACAAUGCAAUGAACUCCAACUUGUCUUAGCAUCCUGCCCUGGUGGCUGUAGUACCGGUACACCCAUUUUGGGCUAAUCUGUUUUGGUAUCCAGUUUUCCCCCCACAUCUUUUUUUUUCUUUUUUUUACUAGUUUCCCCUUUUUAAUCCAAGAACUGUGGCCUGAGGGGAUAUUCCUAGAAGUCCUGUCUUUAUCCACUGCCAAACAACACAUCAGACACGGAGAAGCAGAAGGGCCGAACGGGAUGGGGAUGGCCUAUUGCCGUCUUCUCACUGCCAAAUUUUUCCCUAGCCUUCUCUCCUCCCAGACAACUGCUUUUUGCCUUCCUCUGACUUGACUGAUCUGCACUUAUCACAGGAUGGGAGCCCUAGUCUUUUAGCAACCAAUGAAAUCUGACGCAAGGCCAGUUUCUUAAAGCUCCAUGUUUGUUGUAAAGUCUGCAGUCUGCCAGUGUGCUCAGGCCCCAGAGCCAAGGCCAAGUUUUGCCAAAGUCUCUCUCUCUCUCUCUCUCUCUCUCUCUCUCUCUCUCUCUCUCUCUCUCUCUCUCUCUCUCUCUCCAUUCCUCUAUCUCAACAGCCAUUUUCUCUAUAUACGCGUCCCCUCUCUUCCUCUGCCUUUCUCAUUCACCCAAGAAACAGCCCCUAAAUCAGGAUCACAGACGCUGCCUCAUAAGUCACACUCCACUGCCUGCUUAUUCAGCCAAAGGCCUUCACAAGGAGCUCCAGCGCUGCCUCUCCUGGAUCCCUUUAGCGCCCCAGAAGGGCAAACAGCACCCUGUGCAGCUAUAGGCACAGCAUACACAGUGUAGACAGUGCUACAGUCCUCUGUUACACACAAAAAAACUGCUUUUUCAGGAAUAACUGUUUACUGUGAUCACCAUGUCGUGCAGAGGGGGGAGAUGAGACACAACAACAGGACUCAAGAGACUGCAGCACUUCCCCUCGAUA